Colius striatus (speckled mousebird) is the source of this 9333-nucleotide messenger RNA. RefSeq names its product zinc finger MYND-type containing 8 (gene ZMYND8). The record is from RefSeq and is a predicted model, not a curated record. The coding region runs from base 234 to 3590 and encodes 1118 amino acids. Lineage: Eukaryota; Metazoa; Chordata; Aves; Coliiformes; Coliidae. Gene Ontology annotation, biological process: regulation of DNA-templated transcription. The transcript has 22 exons. Gene Ontology annotation, molecular function: protein binding.
GAGAGCCUGUCCUCCAUGUUUUAUAAGUAUUGACAUAACACUGUGUUAACAAUGCAUCCACAGAGUUUGCCAGCACUAUUGUCUGUUGUGUCACAUGCCUGCUGAAGAGAAAAUGGAAGCUAGGGAGCAGAUGCAUUUAACUGCCCUACAGGGAGUCAAGCAGGGAUAAUGGCAGACAGAAGAACAGCUUGGCUGAAGAGGAAAUAAAGGCAGAGCAGGAGGUGGUGGAGGGGAUGGAUAUCUCCACUCGAUCCAAAGAUCCUGGCUCUGCUGAACGCACAGCACAAAAAAGGAAAUUUCCCAGCCCUCCACAUUCCUCUAAUGGCCACUCACCACAAGAUGCAUCAACAAGUCCUAUAAAAAAGAAAAAGAAACCUGGUCUAUUAAACAGUAAUAAUAAAGAGCAGUCAGAACUAAGACAUGGUCCGUUUUACUAUAUGAAGCAGCCACUCACCACAGACCCUGUUGAUGUUGUACCACAGGAUGGACGGAAUGAUUUCUAUUGCUGGGUUUGUCAUCGGGAAGGCCAAGUCCUCUGCUGUGAACUCUGUCCUCGGGUUUAUCAUGCUAAGUGUCUGAAACUGACAGCGGAACCAGAGGGGGAUUGGUUUUGCCCAGAGUGUGAGAAAAUCACAGUUGCAGAAUGCAUAGAAACACAGAGUAAAGCUAUGACAAUGCUCACCAUUGAACAGCUAUCGUAUUUACUGAAGUUUGCACUACAGAAAAUGAAACAGCCAGGGACAGAGCCAUUUCAAAAGCCAGUUUCACUGGAUCAACAUCCAGAUUAUGCAGAAUAUAUCUUUCAUCCAAUGGACCUUUGUACAUUAGAGAAGAAUGUUAAAAAGAAAAUGUACGGUUGCACUGAAGCAUUUUUGGCUGAUGCCAAAUGGAUUUUGCACAACUGCAUUAUUUACAAUGGGGGAAAUCACAAAUUGACACAAACAGCAAAAGUCAUCAUCAAAAUCUGUGAGCAUGAGAUGAAUGAAAUUGAAGUAUGUCCGGAAUGUUAUUUAGCUGCUUGCCAAAAACGAGAAAAUUGGUUUUGUGAGCCUUGUAGCAAUCCUCACCCUUUGGUCUGGGCUAAACUGAAAGGCUUUCCAUUCUGGCCUGCUAAAGCACUGAGGGAUAAAGAUGGGCAAGUUGAUGCUCGCUUCUUUGGCCAACAUGACAGGGCCUGGGUUCCAAUAAAUAAUUGCUACCUCAUGUCUAAAGAAAUUCCUUUUUCUGUGAAAAAGACUAAAAGCAUCUUCAAUAGUGCAAUGCAAGAAAUGGAAGUUUAUGUUGAUAACAUUCGUAGAAAAUUUGGAGUGUUUAAUUACGCACCUUUCCGGACACCAUAUACUCCCAACAAUCAAUACCAAAUGUUGCUAGACCCUGCAAACCCAACUGCUGGAACUGCAAAGACAGACAAACAAGAGAAAAUCAAACUGAACUUUGAUAUGACAGCAUCGCCGAAGAUUCUAAUGAGCAAGUCUAUGCUGAGCAGUAGUACUGGUCGUAGGAUUUCGUUGACAGAUAUGCCGCGGUCACCAAUGAGUACAAACUCAUCAGUUCACACGGGAUCUGAUGUUGAACAGGAUGCAGAGAAAAAGGCAACUUCCAGUCAUUUUAGUGCCAGUGAAGAAUCCAUGGACUUUAUGGAGAAAAAUACAGCUUCUCCAGCACCAACAAGACCAGGUCAAGCAGGGAGCUUGUCAGGCAGCCCCAAACCUUUCUCUCCUCAAGCAUCAACACCAAUUUCUGCUAAGCAAGAAAGAACUUCCACUCCAGGAAGCAUUCUGAAUCUUAAUCUUGAUCGUAGCAAAGCUGAGAUGGACCUGAAAGAGCUGAGUGAGUCAGUCCAACAGCAGACCACUCCUGUGCAACUCAUUUCACCAAAACGACAGAUACGUAGUAGAUUCCAGCUUAAUCUUGACAAGACGAUAGAGAGUUGUAAAGCACAACUUGGAAUAAAUGAAAUAUCUGAAGCUGUUUAUACUGCAGUAGAACACAGUGACUCUGAAGAAUCUGAAAAAUCUGACACCAGUGACAGUGAAUAUAGUGAUGAGGAUCAGAAAUCCAAGAAUGAUCAAGAAGAUGGAGAGGACAAGGAAGGUACAAGAAGUGACAAAGAAUCAUUGAGCUUGAAAAAAAAACCUAAGCCCCCAGCACAGAGUGAAGACAAGGAGGAACUUAAAAGCACAAGUCCAGAAGAGGAGAAAACAGAUGACCCAGUCAAGGAAAAGGCAAUCACAGACACUGAAAAAGAAUUUUCUGAAAAGGGGAAAAGUCUACAGCAUCCUGCAAAAGAAAAACUGAAAGGUAAAGAUGAAACAGACUCUCCAACGGUGCAUCUAGGACUGGACUCUGAUUCUGAAAGCGAACUCGUCAUCGAUCUAGGAGAUGAUCAUUGUGGCCGUGAAGGAAGGAAAAACAAGAAAGAAUCUAAAGAACCUCCUCCUAAACAAGAUGUUGUAGGUAAAACUCAACCUUCCUCCAGUGCAAGCACCCAGCCUUUACCAGAAACUCCAGUACUGACCCGCUCUGCAUCCCAGACCCCACCAGCUGGUGUGACAGCAACUACCAGCGCUGCUUCUACUGUUAGUGCUCCAUCUGCAGCCAGUGGAAGCCCUGUGAAAAAGCAGAGGCCUCUGCUGCCCAAGGAAACUGCCCCUGCUGUGCAGCGGGUAGUGUGGAAUUCUUCAAAUAAAUUUCAGACAUCUUCUCAGAAAUGGCACAUGCAGAAGGUGCAGAGACAGCAGCAACAGCAGCAGAGCCAGCAGUCUCAGUCACAGCAACCGCAGUCCUCUCAAGGGACAAGAUACCAGACAAGACAAGCAGUUAAAGCUGUGCAGCAAAAAGAGAUCACCCAGAGCACUUCCACAUCCACAAUAACCUUGGUUACAAGUACUCAACCUAUUUCUAUGGUUACCAGUUCUGGAUCUGCAAGUACACUUUCUUCUUCACUUAAUACAGACUUACCAAUUGCAACAGCUUCAGCUGAUGUGGCUGCAGACAUUGCUAAAUAUACUAGCAAAAUGAUGGAUGCCAUCAAAGGAACAAUGACUGAAAUAUAUAAUGAUCUUUCAAAAAAUACUACUGGAAGCACAAUAGCUGAGAUUCGACGUUUGAGGAUUGAGAUAGAAAAACUUCAGUGGUUACACCAACAGGAGCUCUCAGAAAUGAAGCAUAAUCUAGAACUGACAAUGGCUGAAAUGCGUCAGAGCCUAGAACAGGAGCGAGACCGUUUGAUUGCUGAGGUGAAGAAGCAGCUGGAAUUGGAAAAGCAACAAGCAGUGGAUGAAACAAAAAAGAAGCAGUGGUGUGCUAACUGCAAGAAAGAGGCCAUUUUUUAUUGCUGUUGGAAUACUAGCUACUGUGACUAUCCCUGCCAACAAGCUCACUGGCCUGAGCAUAUGAAAUCUUGCACACAGUCAGCUACUGCAACACAGCAAGAAACAGAUACUGAAAUUAGCACAGAAACAUUAAAUAAAUCAUCCCAGCCCAGUUCAAGUGCGCAGCCUACAGCCACAGAAACAGCCAGCACCCCUAAGGAAAAGGAAGGUUCAGCUGAUAAAAGCAAAGAGAGCGUUACAGACCCAUCAGUGUAGCUUCUGGUCUGGAUCUUUCGAUACAAGUUGCCUUCUGAUAAGCAAUACAGACUGCAGCACUUCCAAGCCCUUCUUGCCUGGGGGUUCAGAGGCCAAGCUCAAGACCUGCAUUCAAAUCAACUUACUUUAUCACAACAGACUGCCACUAGGGUACCACAAUGUUCCAUAACACUGAUGCAACAAUUCACCGGGAUCUACAGUUGACGGAGCAGUGUGCAGUUACGAAAUCCUCCAUAGCAUCUACUCUGAUAGUAUUCAGUAGGCAAGGAUGAGCAAAUGCUCUAAUAAAGGGACUUAACAUUGCAUAUAUUAAAAAAAAUGUUUAUAGAGAAGAUUCUGCUUUAUAGGUAGGGCUUGACUAUUAGCAAUUUCAGCAUUGUUUUUCUUCUGCCCUUGCAGGUUUUAUUAAAUGAGAAAUUUUAGGGGGGGUGUAAUCCUUCAAACCCUUGCACAUGAUCCCCCCACAUCAGUAGGAGCCUUGUUGUAUUUUAAAAUAUUAAAAGCAAACUAAUUUUGUAGUAUUGUGAUUCCAGCAUGAUGUCUCAUUGAGAUAGUCCUAUAGAAUUGGGAAGCAUAGUGUAAACUAGAGAGCUGUGUUCAUUUCUUGACACUUUUGCUACUGUCUGGUGUUAGAUCUCCGGGCUUGACAUGUCAUCUAUGGCAGUAACUUGGGAAACAGAUCUGAAGAGGGGAAAAAGGAUGUGCUGUUCCACCUGAAUGCUUGGGUGAAGUUAGUUAAGCUCUGGCUCAGGCAAUGUUCAUAUGCAUUGUUUGUGGCAGUACAGCCUUUGUCUUACUGGGGAAACAGGGGAUGGGAGAAAAUCAAUUACCUAAAACUUUUGCCAGGGAAUAUUUCAGUUAUACAAAUGUGGAAUUUCUUUCACAUAGACGUUCUACCUGAAACAUCAUGCUGUAUACAUUGAUCAUGUUCAUAAUCUGAGGUUUGGUUUAUUAACAAAGAAGUAACCUGUGAAUUCAUUAAGAUGCAAAUUUUUAACACAAAACAUCCAACAUAAAUUUCCUAUAAUGAGAAUAACAACUAGGUGGAAUUUAUGUAAAAGCUGAGACUUCUACUGAGGUUGCCUGUGCUGUCUCUGCAGAUAGCAACAGGUGUGACAAGCAACCAGCCUAUAAAACUGGUCCAGGUACCGCAGACCACCACCUAUAUUCCAACUACUCAACCCACAAUUGUAAGUACAAUAUCAUUAUUUAACGUCUGCAGUAGUACUGUUCCUGGCAUUAAAAUUGCACAGUAUUUCUGGGGGGUUGUCUUCAUCUGCUGUUCUAUAAAGAUAUGAAUUCACCGGUAUAGUCUCAACUUGCAGUGCAAAAUGCCUUAUUUUGCUGUGCAACAUUCCACCCUUUCAUUCCGUCAUGCAUUAAGACAAGGAAUCAGAAAUUGUCAAGUACAGCGAAGGCGCUGAGGGCAGUCAGGCUUCCAUUUUACAUUAUGAUGUUAGUUAUUUGUCCAUUUCAUGUAUAUAUGUGUCCACAACAUCAAUGUAAAUAUAUAGCAUUCAUUUGGAAUAUCUUUUAAAUAUCUUUUUGUCGAUGGGAUCCUAAAGAGAUUUAAUUAAUUCGCAGCUAUGCUUGGUGUUACUGUGACAUCUCAGUAACUGUGGAAGAAAAUAUGCAUCCAUCACUAGUGUAUCUCUCAUGCAGCCCUGCACAUGAGCAUUACGAAAUUCUGAGGAACAACAUUGGGAUCAGACUUGUUUUUUUUUCCAUCAAAGACUUAACCGAGGACACCUGAAUCCCUUAGUGUCAGUCACAGGAGAUGGGACGGAAGCGAGUUCGAUUUCUGUAUUUGACGCACCAUGAUUUCCCAUUCUCUCCACUGGUUGUGUUCUGCAGUGCUCACUUCAGAGUCAGUGUGGCAUCUGAGCCGACAUUCUUCUUACCAGAAGGAGAUAACGCUGGUGCGGCGCUGGUAGCUGAACGGUGUGCUCUGUCUCAGUGGUGGGUGCAACAGAAGAAGCCUGUGUGUGGGCAACUUCAGAUGUUUUCUGACUAAAGUUAGAUAAUUUAUUAUAGUAACUAUGUACUAAUUUAACAAUGUACUUUAAUCACACUGUGAUUAAGGCCUAAUUUGCAAUAGAAGUUACUGUCUUUCUCCUUGUGCACACCCCGCUCUCCCUGCCCCGCACGUGCGUGCGCACACCCCCAGCUGCAGGGUACACCGCUCGGUGUGUGUCUGUGAAUACACACACACGUACCUACAGUAUUGCAUAGCUGUUAUAUUCCACACAAAUGUUGCUGCUCUUAGUGGGGAUCACGACUUUUCACAUUCCUAGCAGCAUUUUAACUCAUUUUGUCUCAACUGAGAGCACUGUGCACCUUUGCAGCAUUGGCCCUAAGUUGCUUGGACUGAAUUAUCACAAGAGCAAGGUUUUAUAUGUGUUUUAAAAUCAAAUAGCAACCAUCAAAGACGUUAGGCUCUUCUGUGAAUAGCUGAGAGGCUGUAAGAUGAUAAGGUGGUUUUGUGUAACAUUCAGGACGGUAGUUACCUUGGUCGGUUUUCUGUAACACAAGGUGUAGUGAGUUCUGUAAAGCAGAAAUUGGAACAUCUGGAAGAUUUCAACCUUUAUUUGUGCAUGUUUAAAACUUUGUACACAUUUGCAUUACUCUUGCACAGCUACAGACACCUCUGUAUUCUAAUGACCGCACGUGCAAUGGAAAUAGCUCUAAACCUUAGUGCAUGUUGAAUACGUAUGCAAAAUGUACAUAUGUGUAAAACUGGCAGAGGUGGAAAAUUUACCUCUCAGGGAACGAUCCUAACACAGUGAAGGAGUCUCGCACAUUCCAUAUCCCGAUCGCUGUAAGAACUGAAACUUGAUUUCUUUCAUUUGUGUGCAUAUAUUUCAAAGGUGACUGUGGCCACCUGAAUUUCCCCACCUGUACUACUAACAGUGACUUACUUAAUGGCUUCUUUAGGGUUCAGUUUGCACUUUGUUUCCAACCAGGAAUUUCUUUCUCUGAAUAACUUCCAGCAUAUCUUCUGGGUGCCGUUUGAACACAUCUGAUAUCGUUACAAAAUGGCAGUAAUCUUGGAAUUUAUUUAGCAUAUUGGUACCAUGUUUGGUUUUUACUUUCUGCAGUUACAACAAUGUGAAAAUAUGAACUCAUUGUCUUUGCAUCCGAGAGACUGGAAUGAGUAGGCUUCUGGGAGGCACAGACCUUGUCCUAAAGGAGCCCAUAAACACCCUAGGCCGUAACCCAUCUCAGUGGGGACAUGCUCAAUCCUUGUUGAACACCAUUAAGACACUGAUGUGGUUUCUUGAAACAGUGUGGGGAAACUUUGGGCUUUGUUGAACUCGUAUUUCUUCUUCCAUGUUCUCUUUGGAGUGUCCCACUAGCAUCAAGGGGAAGAUCUGUGCAUCCCUUUCAGACUCCUCAAAGUCUCACCUCCCGUUUCUUCCGCAAAGCAUUGUGAACUGAAACGGAUGCAUUCGGGUGGGCGCUGGUCGUGCAUCACUGGAAUUGUAUCAAAGCAUACCGGCCGUUUGUGUGGGACAGACAUUUCUAGACUUUCUUACAUUUUUGGAGGAAGGUUAAGAUACAGACAUAAGAUCAAUAAAUACUUUUCCAGAUCUUCCAGAGUGAUGUGACCUUGACCAUAUUGUUCUUGUGCCUUUGUCUCUGCAUCUGUAGACUCAAUUACCACUUAUAGAGAUGUCCUGAAACUUCAUUUGUUGAGAUUUAUAAAUCACGAUCUGUAUAAUGGAAAUGAAAACUUUAUUCUAUAUCAGUAUUUUUACAGGGUGUAUAAGGCAGUUCCCAGUUUUUGUUAUUGAUUUGUGCAAAAGUUUAACUUAAGUACUUUUUUGUUCAGUUGGAUGCUCUUUAUUCUCUUCUGUGUAGUCUGAGUGCAUGGAGGAGUUCCUUUUGGGGACAAAGAUUUAAGUAACGUGUAACAAGAAUAUACUUAUAAACAAGGGUAUUUUUGUACUCAAGUUUGAUUUCUCAAAACUUUUUCAAAUGACAAAAGAUCUUCUUAGCCCUUUUUCCCUCUUCCCAUAUAUUAGUUUGGGGAAAAUACACAACUGGAUGUAACUCCAAGCACAGACAGUGUGUACAGUUAUCUGUAGGACCACCUGUCACUGUAGUAAUAGGAAUACAGAAAAACUCUUGGCUAUGGGAAAGUAAUACACUACUUUCUACCCUGGAAUGAGGUAAUAGUGCGGUAAUAAAGGUAUUAAUUAGUUCUUGCACAAAAUUGGAACUCGUUCUGGAUUUUCCCUGGAAAAUAGUUUGUGGUCAUGUUUAUGUGACCUUCAGCAUAACAAUAUGUUUCUCUUGGUUUUAAUCCACAGACCAUUCCUGUAGUGGUAAGUCCUUCUGCUGGGACAGUGACAAUGAGAACUGGAGUUGAGUAUGUUCAGACCACAAUGCCAGUCCAAGUACGAAGAGUCUAACUGCUAACAAGAGGCCCAUACAAUUGUUGGAAUAAAUAAAUCUAAUAGAAAUGUGAAAAAUAAACACAGUUCUUUGGAUUAACCUCAGAGGUUCAGACUUUAGCUUUGUAUAUGUGUACAAAGCAUUAAUACACUACAUUAAUGUAAAGCAUUAGCGCUGGCUUAGAAAAGCUGAGGACAGGCAAGAUCCGUGUUAAAUCUAUGCUUCUGUUGUAAAUAAUGUACAAUUUGUGGAUGUCAUUAAAGUUAGAGUACCAUCUCCUUUUUAUAUUUGUAUUGACUUUAACUUAUAAAGAGUGUUUGAAGUUGGAAAAGGACGGUUUAAAGUAACCUUAUCACAAGUUAACACUGAAACUGGUCUUGGGAAACUGCAGUUACCCAUCAAGUAAUGUAAUUGUGAGAGUCUGAGAACUUGGUUUGCGUUUGGGUUGAAACAAUGUCUGCACUUUGAAACUCCAUAGAAUUUCUUUGAGCAAUCCCAUGAUGAAGGGUAUCGUUUUUCAGUUAAUUGUGUUAGGCGAAUUGUGGCAUUUCCAAUCUGUGGACCUGAAACACGUCAGGAUUUCCGGCGUUGGGUUUUUUUACAGUGACCAGACUGUUAACGUUUAUAUUGUUUACAGGUUAAAAUUAAGUUAACAUUUUCUUCAGUCUAAUAUCAGAAAAGUUGAAAAUACCAGCUGGUUGUGGCACCAUUUCUGAUCGUUGAAAUCAAAGCUUGGGAAAAGUGAAGUUUGUUCCUGUGCUUCACAGUUCCGUUUUCUUUUUCUUUAAAAUCCUCCAAAAGGACUUGGAGCAAAGAACUAGGUGUGGAGAAAAAAACAUGGAUCGGGAAACAUGGGCAACGGACUUUUGAUGCUGGGCCUGAGCAUGUAUUAUUUAUAUGAUGGAGUUUAUGUUUUUAUGUACGCAUGAAACAGUACAGUAUGAGCGAAAGUAACCCCUGGAAAUGCUGUCUGUUACACUUAUACUGUAGUACCAUUUUGUAUGUUGUGUAAAACGAAAGCGUUGAACAAAGCAAAGGUGAUGUAUGUAUAUGAGAAAAUUAAUUGUAUGAUAUCAUUCCAGUACAUUCGGUUGUACAUUUUUAGUCAUGUUGAUUUCUCCCAUUGUUUAUAAAAGGAUGCGGUUUGUACAGUCUCCAGCUAGUACCCAUGGUAGAGGGCAAAAAGUAUUAGAAGAAAAACAAAACAAAGCGAGAACAGAAUAUUCGUGGAUUGCAGUUGUGUCAGAACUAGCCUAGCUGGCCUUAUUUGUGAAGCAUAAUUGCUUUUAGCAUAUGGAAGUAUUUUUUCACAUUUUCUUUGUAUAAAAUUUGUAUUAAACUUAAA